ACAGACAGACAGACAGGUGAUGAUGCUGUUAUUGGUGGUUCUGUUUGGAGUCGGGCUGAACUCAGCUUCAGCUGCCAAGCUGGGUGUGGUGCAGACUGAGGGGGGGCAGGUGGAGGGGCGGAGUCACAGGAUGGGGCUGUUCAGGACUGUUGAUGUCUUUAAAGGGAUCCCCUUCGCUGACGUCCCGGGACGAUGGGAGAAACCAACACCUCAUCCUGGAUGGAGUGGAGUCCUGAAGGCCACAAAGUAUCGGGAUCGCUGCCUGCAGGUGACGCUGCUGCAGACAGAAACCCAGGGCAGCGAGGACUGUCUCUACCUGAACAUCUUCGUUCCACAGGGACGAUCAUUGUCGACCAACCUGCCGGUGAUGGUGUACCUGUUCGGAGGAGCCUUCCUGUUGGGAGCGUCCAACGACGUGGCGAUCCUGGGAGACUCCCUGUACGACGGGAAGGAGAUGGCCGACAGGGGCGACGUCAUAAUCGUCACUGUCAACUACAGAGUCGGGACGAUGGGCUUCCUGAGCUCCGGAGACGCUCGACUGCCAGGUAACUACGGUCUGUGGGAUCAGCAUGCUGCUAUCUCCUGGGUCCGCAGGAACAUCAGAGCGUUCGGAGGAAACCCCGACAACAUCACCAUCUUCGGCCAAUCAGCCGGCGCUGCGAGCGUCAGCUACCAGAUGCUGUCUCCCUACAGUAAAGGGUUGUUCCGCAGAGCGAUCACUCAGUGUGGCGUGGCUCUCAGUCCCUGGGCUCUUCAGAGGAGCCCGAUGGCUCUCACCAAGAAGAUUGCUCGUAAAGUCGGCUGUUGGAGAACUGAUGAAGACAAGAUGUUAACAUGUUUGAAGAUGAGCGACCCGAUCGGUCUCACCAUGGCGGGAAAAAUCGACGUGUUGCUGAUUCUGGGAAAAGGUGUAGUCAUGGACCUCCUCGAACUGGCUCCGGUGGUGGACGGAGACUUCAUCCCCGACGAGCCCAGUCAACUGUUUCACAACGCAGCUCAGUUUGAUUACCUGGCCGGAGUCAACAGCAUGGACGGACAUAUCUUCGCCGGAGUUGACGUUCCUUCAAUCAACAUCAGAAACGACACCACAGUGAAGCAGGUGAGAGGUCUCCUGCAAGGCCUGACAAAGGAGAAGGGGAGUGCCGCCGUUGACUCUGCCUACAGCGUCUACACGUCUAACUGGGGGUCGUUUCCGGAGCAGGCAGUGGUGAAGAAGACGGUGGCUGACAUCGAGACGGACUUCCUGUUCCUGGUUCCCACUCAGAUCGCCCUCAAGCUGCACGCCCAGCACUCCAGUGGAGCCCGUACCUUCUCCUACCUGUUCAACAUGAAGACUCGUAUCCCAGGAUUCCCUCGCUGGGUGGAGGCGGAGCACGCUGAGGACCUGCAGUACCUGUUCGGUAAACCCUUCGCCACACCGCUCGUCUACUUCCCCCGACACCGAGAUCUGUCCCAGUACAUGAUUGCAUAUUGGACCAACUUCGCCAAGACUGGUGAUCCCAGUAUUGGUGACAGUAAAGUUCCUGCUCCCUGGCCGGCCUUCACCAAAUACCACCAGCCGUACAUGAUCAUCAACAACAAGAUCACCAAGUCCUCCGUCAGCUACGAUCUACGAUCAUACUACGUCAAUUACUGGACUCAAACCUACAGCCAGCUGCCGUCAGUCAGGAGAGAAGAAGAAGCAGCCUGAUGGCUGAAGAGAGAAGAAGACAGAAACAGUCACUGAGACUGUUCUGACUUAUUUCCCUGUAGUGUUGUGAUUACUUAUAACUGGAUUAUUAAUAUUAGACAAAAGAGUGAUUAUGGUAAAUACACUAAUAAACGGAAUAAUGAACACCAUAA
Molecule: messenger RNA, 1842 nt
Organism: Acanthopagrus latus (yellowfin seabream)
Lineage: Eukaryota; Metazoa; Chordata; Actinopteri; Spariformes; Sparidae
Product: bile salt-activated lipase-like
Exons: 12
Coding region: 20-1690 (556 amino acids)
Biological process (GO): postsynaptic membrane assembly; modulation of chemical synaptic transmission; neuron cell-cell adhesion
Cellular component (GO): synapse; cell surface; postsynaptic specialization membrane
Molecular function (GO): neurexin family protein binding; triacylglycerol lipase activity; sterol ester esterase activity
Source: RefSeq, a predicted model, not a curated record